UGUCAUUGUUUUGUUGCUCUGUAUUCUGAGAUAGUUAAACUUAAAUACUCUUCAACUUUUGAAAUUUGACAUGUAAAAUUGUCUUCUUAGAGUAGAAUAGGAACAUGUUUAUUUCAGUUGAAGGUUGCCUUUCUUGCUAACCGAUUAGCCAAAUCAAGCUAGCCGUUUGAACAGAAGCUAAACUUAACCGGAAGUUAGCUUUUGGGAUUUUCGUCAUAAAAAUCCUCCGCAUCUCGUUUAAAACGGGGACAUUUUACUUUGAAAGUCGAGAGAAAAGUUAUCAGCGCUUCUUCGCUUUAAUGUGUCGCACUUGAUAUUUGUGUAGCUACUGUAGUUGCAGUCACUUUGCCGCGAUAUCUAUUUGUGGCGGUGUGUGUUACAUGCGGGCUUGGAGGAAUCUGGUCGUGCUUUUUAGUUUCGCAGCUGUUUCUUCUGGUCGAAAGGACUAACAUGGUUCAUGCGUGCGCACUUUGGUAUAGGUGUUUUAUAAAGUGUUGUCGUUAGGCCUUGUCGGUUUUUUUUUCCACCUCUCUGUCUGUAGUUGACAAAUCCUUGAGCAGAAAUGUCUCUGGAGGACUAUGAGAGACAUUUCGACUCGCUAAAUUCUGAUUUGGGCAGCGGUUCUGUGGUCAGCGAGCGAUCAGCUUCAGGCACAUUUAGUGGCGAAGAGGAGAAGUUGCAUUACAUUCCUAUCAGGAUCCUCGGAAAGGGGGCGUUUGGUGAAGCUACUCUGUACAGAAGAACAGAGGACAACUCCCUGGUUGUGUGGAAGGAGGUGGAACUGAACUCGCUCUCAGAGAAGACACGCAGAGAUGUCACGAAUGAAAUAAGCAUCCUCUCCAUGCUGGAGCACAACAACAUCAUUGCUUACUUCAAUCACUUCAUGGAUAAAAACACUCUGUUAAUCGAGAUGGAGUAUUGCAAUGGAGGUAAUCUGAAUGACAAAAUCAUCCAGCAGAGCGGGAAACGUUUCUCCGAAGAGAUUGUUAUAUGGUACUUGUACCAAAUCGCCUCAGCAGUGGCCUACAUUCACAAGGCUGGGGUGAUACACCGAGACAUCAAAACUCUGAAUAUUUUCCUAACGAAGACCAACCUCAUGAAGCUGGGAGAUUACGGCCUUGCAAAGAAGCUAGAUUCUGAGUUUUCAAUGGCAGAGACAUGUGUGGGAACUCCGUAUUACAUGUCACCUGAACUGUGCCAGGGUUCAAAGUACAACUUCAAAUCAGACAUUUGGGCCAUGGGCUGUGUUCUUUUUGAAGUCUUGACUCUUAAAAAGACUUUUGAUGCCACGAACCCUUUGAACCUCUGUGUGAAAAUCGUCCAAGGAAACUGGACUAUGGAUGUAGACACUGAUAUUUAUGCGAGUGGACUGAUCAAGUUGGUGUACGAGUGCCUAAAUCAAGAUCCUGCAAAUAGGCCUACAGCUGAUGAAAUCCUGGACCAGCCCUUUAUCUCCUGCUGCCGACGGGAGCUUGAGGAGCGAGUUGUUAUGCUGAAUUCAGCAAUGAAGAAAUCAAAGUUGAGCACAGUGAGUGAAACUCCUGUUGCCGUGGUGACAACACGAUCAAGGGAGGUUUAUUAUUGGGGAGGAGGAAAAUUCACCCCACAGAAGCUAGACUCGUUUAAAGCUGGGAGCAGUGCCCAACACGUGUGUGCAGGAGAGAACCACUUUGCAGUGGUGUCUGUGGAAAAGGAGCUGUAUACAUGGGCGAAUGUGCAAGGUGGAGCAAAGAUGGUGGGCCAGCUGGGGCACGGGGACCAGGCGUCUUACCGUCAGCCGAAGAGGGUGGAGAAGCUUCAGGGGAAGGCAAUCCGGCAGGUUGCAUGUGGGGCCGACUUCACUGCCUGUUUAACGGACGAAGACCAGCUCUACAUGUUUGGGUCAGACUAUUAUGGCUGCAUUGGUGUUGAGGGAAAGAUGGGCAUGGAAAUUUUGGAGCCAGUGCUUCUGGAGUUUUUUGAGGAGCGCCAUGUCCGCCAGGUUUCCUGCGGCGACAACCACGUUGUGGUGCUGACUCAGAAUGGUGGCAUCUACUCGUGGGGCUGUGGAGAGUAUGGGCGUCUUGGCCUUGAGUGUGAGGAUGAUUUCUCUUCUCCAAUGAAAGUGGAAGUUCCUAGAGGUGCAAGCAUUUCUUCGGUAUCGUGUGGCAGCGAUGGAACCUUCUUUCUGACAGAGAUGGGCAAAGUCUUAGCAUGUGGAAACAAUGAUUUCAACAAGCUUGGGUUGAACCAGGGCAUCUCUGGUAUCAAAAACCUCCCUGGAGAGGCUUACCAGGGGAUACCAUACAUCACCACACUGACCUUAGUCAAACAACUGUCGCGUUUCAAAAUCCAAGUCAUAGCCCCGGGGAAGACCCAUACAGCUGCUAUUGAUGAACGAGGUCGCCUGAUCACUUUUGGUUGCAACAAGUACGGGCAGCUAGGCGUAAAGGACUUUAAGCGACACCAAAGCGUCCAGGUCCUUGUUGGACCAUUUGGAGGGAAGACAGUAAACAAAGUGUCUAGUGGAGAUGGAUUCACCAUUGCAGCCACUGAAGACAAUCAGAUCUUUGCAUGGGGAAAUGCAGGAAAUGGGAGACUUGGUAUGCCUGCAGACAAAGGAUUUGGUUCUGAGGUUUGCCCUGCUAUGCCAAGGCCAAUAUUUGGUUCCCUUCACCAUGUACCCGACCUCUCCUGCCGUGGCUGGCAUACCAUUAUCAUAAUGGAAAAGGUGCUCAACUCGAAGACCAUCCGUUCAAACAGCAGUGGAAUAUCAAUUGGGCUUGGCCAGGAGACUUCAGCUUCAAUGGAGGAUCUGAACAUGGAUCCUGGAUCUGAGACAGAAUGUCGCAAUGGUAGUCUUGGGGGUACUCGAGAAGUUAACACAGAGGAAGACCUCACAGAAGCACCAAUGAUGACAUUUGGAAACCAGACCGGGGACAGUUCUUGUCCUCUGUGGCUUAGAAAGGAGCUUGAGGAUGCAGAGUUCAUCCCAAUGCCAGAAGGGUGUGAACAGUCUGUUCAUGGCCAGCUCUCCUCCUUUUCUAAAAGUGCAACUCAGCCGUUUGAAGAGCUGAAAGAGCUCAAGGCUGCAGCAGAAGCUGUCAGCAGUGAGACCGAAAUGGCGACAAGACGAAUGAGCUGUGAUAAAGUGAAAUGUUUGGAUGGGGGCACAAAAGGAGAAAAUGGGGCAUGCUGCAAAGCAAGCAAUGAGGUGGCUCAGCUGAGAGAAUCACUUGCCCAUCAAGAGCAGAGGAUCGAAAUGCUUGAAAAGCAGAUCAGGGAGCAGCAGAAGGAAAAUGAAAAGCUCUGGGCAGCAAUCAAUCGCUCCACACUGCAAGAAAAAGAACGAGACAGAAAUGGAAACCGUCGCCCUGAGACUAUGACAAGCAAAGGAGGAAGAGGGAGAAGGUCUGGAUUCACAAAUCAUGGGGGCAGAUCUGCUGGAGCCAGCGUGUGAAAAUGAAACCAGUCACCAGGGCGAUGUUAUAUGAUGAUAUGGUUUUACAUAAGUAAUAUGUAUGACAUGCACGUUUCCUCCUGGGUGCAGUGAUGUAGCUAAUUUCUGCAGAUUGAAAUGUUGGCUGGAUUCAGCAUGAUCCACCAAACCUUAGACCAGCGAGAGACAAUCUGACCCCAGAGUUGUGCUGCAGUCUGGAUGUUAUCUCUGCCUUUUAAUGGUUUCAGCACUGAGUCUCCAGUUAGCUCUGACUCAAAUGUUAGUGGUUUUUCAUAUAAUAGUCCCACGCCAGAAGGUGUGCAGCUUGUAUGUUUGCAGCAUCAGUGGGAACACAGUUUUCUUUGGAUUCACAUACUUUCACUGUGCUGGAUUAUCAGUAAAUGUAUUUAACAUCUUGCCUUUCAGUUAGAUAUAUAUAUCUUAAAAAACUUGCAUGUUCUGUUUUAAAAACAAUUGUGUGAAACACAGAACUACUGAUUUAUUUUUGCAACAUGUUUUCACCUCUUGAGAGCUUAUUAAAUGCAGCAUGUGUCCGUUUACCUUGGGAGUUAUGAACACUUGAACAGUUUCUUUAAGCUUUAUUAUGUGUGGUCCUUGUAACAUUUAUAUUACAGCUGACCAUGCUACAAGAUUAUUUUCCUUUUUUGCUUUUCAAGUCUAUUUCUCUUUUGUACUUUCUGAAUAUGUAUUGUAACUUUUUCUGCAUCAUUUAUAAAGGCACAACUGUGUUAUUUAGGUUUUCGGUAUUUUUUAUUUUAUUUGGGGAAGUUUGGAUUUGCUAUUUACAUUUAUGGAGUCUGUGUGUAGCUGAACAGCAGGUCCACCACUCUCCAGAUGUUAAAGGCACCUCCAUUUUAUUCCUCUGGAGAUGGUGGAAGACUUUCACCUGUUUGCAGGUUAAACAACAGGUGAUUUUGUCGGAUAUUUUGGGUCACUGUCUUGCUCUAAAUUGAAUAAUUUUACCAUUCAGACUUUUUUUCCUUUUUUUGUCCUUUCCUUGCCAUUUCAGCAGCUGACUACCACCUUGCUUACUACAAUAUUGUCUUAAUAAUGCCAAAGAUUUACUUCCGUUCUACAGUAGAUAUGUAGUGUUUCUAGAUUUAUAAAAAUGCCUCUUUUUCUUUUUGAGUGUUUUUGUUUACUUGGAGCACUUUAUCUCACACCUUUGGAAAUGUUGAGGGGAACUUUUUGUUGUGAAACUUCAUGACCAGGACCGUUUCUAUGGCUGCAAAGUUAAUCAAACCCCAACCCAUGGGGAUGGAAGCUUUCUGCAAUGUACACUUGCAGCAUUUCUAUGCAGUAAGCUGCAGCAAAACAAUGGAUUUUGGAAAGACUGCAAAUAUGACGAUACUGUGCCUUAGGUGAGAGGUUUUAUUUGAUUGUUAUAGCCUUUUACAUUUUGUCUGUAGUUCAACUGUUUUGUCUGUUGUUGGUUCUGUCCACUUAUAUUUCAUCAACACUCUGUUGCUUUGUGUUUCGUGUACAAUGUCAGAAAUAAAACACAGGCGCAUAAAA
Girardinichthys multiradiatus is the source of this 4954-nucleotide messenger RNA. It is a transcript of the gene nek9, whose product is annotated as serine/threonine-protein kinase Nek9. The record is from RefSeq and is a predicted model, not a curated record. The coding region runs from base 563 to 3439 and encodes 958 amino acids. Gene Ontology annotation, biological process: protein phosphorylation. The transcript has 23 exons. Gene Ontology annotation, cellular component: centrosome. Gene Ontology annotation, molecular function: protein kinase activity; ATP binding; protein kinase binding. NCBI's taxonomy places the organism in Eukaryota, Metazoa, Chordata, Actinopteri, Cyprinodontiformes, Goodeidae.